Fonsecaea erecta is the source of this 1407-nucleotide messenger RNA. RefSeq lists its product as hypothetical. The coding region runs from base 1 to 1407 and encodes 468 amino acids. NCBI's taxonomy places the organism in Eukaryota, Fungi, Ascomycota, Eurotiomycetes, Chaetothyriales, Herpotrichiellaceae. The record is from RefSeq and is a predicted model, not a curated record. The transcript has 4 exons. Gene Ontology annotation, cellular component: nucleus. Gene Ontology annotation, biological process: positive regulation of transcription by RNA polymerase II. Gene Ontology annotation, molecular function: transcription cis-regulatory region binding; DNA-binding transcription factor activity.
AUGCAGUAUCCUGGGCCUACAGCGUCACUAGACGGCGAUCGCGACUCGGCAGCGUGUCUGGAUGGCCUCGACUGGUCGUUGUCGAUACCAGACAGCAGCAUCGGAUCUCAUACACUGUUCGCCGAAGCCCCUGCUGGAGAAACUUAUAAUUAUUCUUUUACAAAUCCCGCCUAUGCUCCAUUGUUCGAAAGUGCAAAUCUACCGAGCACCAGCGCUUCCUUCGCAGAUGAUAUUCAGCUCACUCAACCCAGAUUCACGAGGAUUGCUUCAUUCGGACAUCCUUCCGCAUCGUCACUGUCCAGUGGAUCGCCAUAUGUGCCUUCAAACGUCCGGUUUCUGUUAUCUCACUAUAUGAAUCAUGUUAUUGCCUCUCUUUCCGGGUUACCGCACACUGAAGCUCCCUGGAAAAAGAUUCAUGUUCCCUAUGCCAUGACCGCGUACGGAGAAUUGGAUGUCCUGGGACAAUCCAGCUUCGCUAGAGUCUCGCUCCUGUACAGUCUUCUUUCCUUGACCUGCUACCACCUUGCGACUCUCUAUAAGCCUAUCUCGGCUGGUAGUGGAACCGACAUCCAGGUCCUGCCGACUGACGACCAGGCCUCUAACUUACAAUACUGGAAUUCCCAGGGCCUCAAAUUCAGAGAAAUAGCCCGAACAGCUUUUCGAAAAUGUCUGCAAGCAAUGUCAACCGAGAAACCAGAACACAUCAAAUACAAGGAGGUCUUCGUGAGUGCCAUGAACCUGAUUUGUACCGGAAUAGUGAGUGGGGAUCCUUGGGACUCACGCCUUUUCAUUCUGCAAUGCGAAGAGAUUGUCAACAAGAUUGGCCGAAAGAAGGCGGCGUUUUCACAGAAAGCUCUGCAACUGCACCGAAUAUUCGCUUACAUCAGGGUCAUUGAGAAGACCACUUUUGUCCAGACGAGGGACCAGUAUCUCGUAACUCUUGGCAAAAAGCCCAUGCUUGCCAACGAAGUCGAGCUGGUGAAGAAGAUCCCCGAGGACAGUUUUCCCUAUUCGUCAAGUCUGGCGUCAAACUACGAGACCUGGUCAGAUCUGGGGCUGAGUGGACCGGAGGAAGAUUCAUUCAAUGAUUUCUAUGGCAUGCCUGCAUCCAUAUUGAGGCUGAUCGCAAGAACCAACAAUCUGGUCGCCCAGAUCGACCCGCCACAGCAUCAUGGCACCGCUCAGCCUCACAUGCCUGCGAACUUGGUCGAUGCUGCCGCAGGCUUGGAAAGAGAUAUUUGCCGUUGGGAGACGCCGCGAAAGCCCGCCGAGAAUAGCGACAAUCCUUUUGACUUAUUGAACUGCAGCAGCUCUACCAACGACAUCCCGGAUCUUGCACAGACCAUGAAGUCCAAUAUUGCGACCGCGAUGCACCAUGCGUUGAUGGUCUAUUUCUUCAGGUUCUAA